Molecule: messenger RNA, 3038 nt
Organism: Cephus cinctus (wheat stem sawfly)
Lineage: Eukaryota; Metazoa; Arthropoda; Insecta; Hymenoptera; Cephidae
Product: PTB domain-containing engulfment adapter protein 1
Exons: 10
Coding region: 465-1895 (476 amino acids)
Source: RefSeq, a predicted model, not a curated record
UUUCUGAGUCAGGCGGAGCGAAUCGCAGCUCCUGCUGAACGAGACGUUCGCCGAACAGUUCAGUUCCCUCCUGAUCGUGGAGCGGUUCGCGUUUAUCGUUGAACAUAGUGAAUAGCUGCGUCGCGACGUUUGUUUUAGAACAUUGAAUUAGAUAAUAGAAAUUAGAUCUUCGGCGGGAUACCCGGUACAUACUCCACGCGUCGCUCGCAGGACAGAAACUUAAGCUGAGAAUGGCGCAGGCAAGCAGAGAGAAACGUGUGACCUCUUUGCGUCUACGUGGGUGAAAUAGGAAGUCAGACAUUAAACCCGAAGCUUUACCUUUCAACGCAUUAAUGCUUCUCAAAUGGGACCUAUAGUUGUUACCUCAUUGGGCCUCAUCGCUUUUUAUUGUUGACUGAGUAUAGACAAUGUUAUGUGAAAAUUUCUGUGAACGCCUGUGAGCCAAGGAAAUUUUGGAGAAAAAAAUGAGGAACUCGACGCUGCUUAAAUGGGCACAAAAUUCGACCAACAAUAAGAAUCAACCCAGUAAAAAUGGAGGUACAAACAGAAACUGGAUACAUCCACCAGACGCACUACAAAAAGGCCAUAUCGCCUACUUAGUCAAGUACCUCGGUAGUACGGAAGUGAAUCAGCCUAAAGGAAUAGAGGUGGUGAAAGAAGCAAUAUGCAAGCUGAAGUUUAAUCAACAGUUGAGAAAGAGCGACGGUACCAAAAUGCCGAAGGUAGAACUGACGAUAAGCAUAGACGGCGUCGCUAUUCAGGAACCAAAAACUAAAACAACUCCAAAGACUGUAUAUGUUCCACAGCGAAUCAUGCACCAGUACCCGCUCCACAGAAUUUCUUACUGUGCGGACGACAAGGGGGAGAAGAAGUUUUUCAGUUUCGUUGCCAAGGAGGAGGAUGCAGAAAAUCAUACGUGCUUUGUAUUUGUCAGCGACAAACUCGCUGAGGAAAUAACGUUAACUAUCGGACAGGCAUUUGAUCUGGCAUACAGGCGAUUCCUGGAGACAUCGGGGAAGGACCUAGAGACCCAGCGACGUUGCAUGGUGUUGCAACAGAAGAUAAAGCGUCUGGAGCAUGAAAAUAAUGUUUACCGACAACGUCUCCAGGAUAUCGCUACUAUCAAGGGAUCGGCGGACAUUACGUCAUAUUUGUCGCAACACAACUUACCGGAUAUUCUGCAUGUUCCUGGAGCGCUGGCGUCUCCCGAUAGCUCGACCGCGUCGCUGACCGACUCAGUCAGACUUAACGGAAGCGGAAGUAAGUUGUUAUCGAGUAGUAUCAGCGACAGCAAUGGAAAUACUUCAAAUGGACCACAGCAACCACCGCCAGUACCGCCCAGAAGCUUUGAAAAGAGUUUCGAUGAUGAUUUUAUGGGAAGCGAGCCUGCGUCAGCUCCGACAGUCGGGACCAAGUUGGAGGGACUCCUGAUGGAUGAAUUCGAGGAGGAUUUCAAUCCACGAGCUUACGAGAGCGCUGUAAAUGGCUUGGCCAAUCAUCAGUCAAAUAACAAUCCGCUUUUAAAUGGUCAGGCAUCUUCUGGAACAAACUUCUUCCCCCAAGCUAAUGGAACUAUCAAUUCUCCACCAUUACUGGCGCCACCACCGAAGGCCAAGGAUUCACGUCGUCAAAAUGGCGCGAAGGAGGAUCUGUUUGGCAGCGUGCCCUUCAACCCAGCACCACCCAGCAUAUUAAAAUCUGAGGUAAACGAUCCAUUCGAGAUGGGUGAAUUUGGUGCUACCACAGCCAUUUCCGGUCCCAGUCAACAGGAACUGGAGAAUGCCAUUGGGCUCUUGGAUAAGAGGCUGCUUGAGAUGAAGGAUGGAUUUAGCAGAGGACUCUCUAUUGGUACCGAUGACUUUUCGCUGGAGAGUUUGGACCCUCUACGGAAUUGAGUCACCUGUUUAAGCAAAGAGAAAAUGCUCUAGCGAACGAGCUUGGAUUAAGAGUAAUAAGAUUGCGUCAAACUCGUGGCACGUUUAAAAUAUCUGGCGCCAGGAUGCCCGGGUGAGAAACAAUUCGUUAAAGAGACGGUACGAAACCAAAAUUAGUCAAUUACUGCACCAACACUGCAAAUAUAUUAGGUGAUGUUUGAUAUUUAUGAUACACAUAUCACAAAUACUAUUCUUUAAUGGAUUCUACACGUGCGCUAGAGAAUUGCCCUGCUUAAUUCGGGGUCGGCGUUUUUAUAAUCUUUAUCUGGACAUUGUCGUAUCCUCUUCUUUCCGCCAGUCAAAUCUUCGAAUCUUACUCAACGUUUUAUCUUUCUCUUUUUUCUUUUCGUUCUGCAUCCAUCACAACUCGUAUGAACGAGACCUCAUUCCCCCAUCAAUUUAUCUAUAAUAAUUUUAAUCCAGUAAUCUCAUCGCGGUGCCGAAUCUCAUUUCACGGAAAUAACGUAUAAGAAAUAUAACAGGAAGUCGCCUAGUUGCUGGCUGCUAGUGACUUUCCAUCAUCGCGUGAAUAAACGUAACUUUAUAUCAGAUAACCGUUAGAAGAGAAAAAUGAAAUAGCGAGAAUAACUAACAUGAAUGGUAGCGCAUAUUGGGUACUAAUGUAAGAGCGCAAUUAAGAAUAUAAACAAAAAAAAAUGAAUAAGCUUUUCACGCCCUCCAUAUGAGAGUUUAGGUAUAUUAACUUCAAAAUCUGAUCACCGUGCCUUUCUUAUUCUAUACAUAUAUAUAAUAAUAUGAAUAUUAUAUUUACCAAGAGGACAAUGAGAUACAUAUCCGCCUAGAGAGAUAAUUGAUCUAACUUUAGCGGAUGUUUAAUUAAUUAUGAUAAAAAAAGCAAAAGAGAGAGAGUGAGAGAGAGUAGGAGGGAAUGAAAAGUAUACCUAUACAUGUAUAGAACGUGAUAGGUUUAUUACACAGGGCACCGUAUCUUGUUUUUUUUUUUCUUUUCGCUUAGAUAAUCGUCUUCAUUUGAGACGUUGUCUAAAGGAUUGUGUACAUAUUUAAUUCUAUAUACUAUUGUAUUUGUUGCCUUAUUGUUUAAGUAUUAUCAUUAAGAAAAUAUACAACACGAUUAUUACAUGA